This is a messenger RNA of Moneuplotes crassus, 526 nucleotides long. The record is from the annotation of a GenBank genome assembly. NCBI's taxonomy places the organism in Eukaryota, Ciliophora, Spirotrichea, Euplotida, Euplotidae.
CUAUUUCCCAUCAGGAAGUGAUUAGUUCAAAUUCAGAUCCUUAAAUAGCUUCUGGAUGUCUUCUCAAGGAUUACUUCUUGGUGUUCUAGUCACUUGAGUCUUAGUGAAAACGAAAGAACUUGCUUUCUUACUGAGAAGCCUGGGGGAAAAGAAUCCUUUAAACCUCCUUUCUUUGGCCUCGAUGACUUUUUGCCUGCUCUUUGAUAUCAAAUUUAUGUGCAUCUUGACACAGUUCUUCUGAUAUUUAGUCAAAGACUGGAUACUUCUUCUGAGACUCUUCUUCUCUAUAGGAGUUUGGGUGGUAAAAUUGGAUAUCUUUUGCCUGCUUCAAUUUCGACGACCUCUGACUAAUCUAGGAUUGAGUCCGUUCAAAAAUCUAUUAUGUAACCCCUCUUGAGUUCUCUUCAUUGUUCAGACUAUCUUCUUGUCUAUCUCUGGGAGUACUGGAGAUGACUCUGAUAUCUGUAGGACAGCUUUUAUUGGCUUUGUGAUUUGAAUAUUUCUUGUAUUCAUUUAUUUUUAUUAA